This is a messenger RNA of Cucurbita pepo subsp. pepo (vegetable marrow), 1426 nucleotides long. Its product is annotated as small multi-drug export protein. Gene Ontology annotation, cellular component: chloroplast. NCBI's taxonomy places the organism in Eukaryota, Viridiplantae, Streptophyta, Magnoliopsida, Cucurbitales, Cucurbitaceae. The record is from RefSeq and is a predicted model, not a curated record.
AACUCUCCUCUUUAUUGGGUAAAAUCGUAGCAAGAACUCUGCUUGAACCCUUAUGAUCGGCAUCGGAUAAAUCUCCUCUAAACCCCCUUCCAUUAUCAUCCUCUGAAUCCAUUUCCAAUGCCACAAUCCCACUUAGCAGAAGAGGGAUUUUCUGGAAGAAUUUAGCCCCAGACGUGUUCUUCAGCUUCCGGUAAGGAAUGGCUACUUCUUUAGUGUUGACUUCACCAUUAAUGUCGGCUUUUUCCGCGAGAAAGACCCUUAUCUCGCUAAAUCUCAAUCGACCCUCCAUUAGUCAGGGUAAACAACCUCUUCCUAGGUCGAGUUCAUGUAUAAACAUUCGCCAUUUCAACUGUUUUAAUCCUGUUUUCUCGACUUCUCGGAUGUCUUGUACUGUCACUCGAUGUUCAUCGAAUGAGUUUCUGGAAGUUGAUGACAUUUUGCCCUCUUUUGAGGAGAAGCCAGUUAAAGUUCUGCUGUUGGUUCUGUUUUGGGCUUCUUUAUCCCUUGCUUGGUUUGCUGCUUCUGGGGACGCCAAAGCUGCUGUUGACUCUAUCAGAGCUUCGAAUUUUGGUCUGAAGAUCGCCAGCGCAUUGCAGAGCUCAGGCUGGCCUGCUGAGGCGAUAGUAUUUGCCCUCGCUACGCUUCCUGUUGUUGAGCUCCGUGGGGCGAUCCCUGUUGGCUACUGGAUGCAGCUAAAGCCUGUAGCUCUGACCGUUCUAUCCGUUCUUGGGAACAUGGUUCCUGUGCCCUUCAUCAUACUCUAUUUAAAGAAAUUUGCAACUUUCCUUGCGGGAAGGAAUGCUACAGCCUCUCAAUUCCUUGAUAUGUUAUUCAAGAGGGCCAAAGUGAAGGCUGCACCUGUUGAAGAGUUUCAAUGGCUGGGUCUAAUGCUAUUCGUGGCUGUGCCUUUCCCUGGAACAGGAGCUUGGACUGGUGCCAUUAUAGCUUCCAUCCUAGACAUGCCAUUCUGGUCAGGCCUUUCUGCAAAUUUCUUUGGUGUUGUAUUGGCAGGGCUUUUGGUGAACUUGUUGGUGAAUCUUGGUCUUAAGGAGGCUGUUUUCACUGGAGUGAUUCUUUUCAUUAUAUCGACUUUCAUGUGGAGCAUUCUUCGACUGAUUCAAAAAGCUUUCAACAAAGGAAUUAAAUGAACAAGGAAGCUUUCCCCAAGUAGCUCUGUAACUGAUGAAUCCAUGGCUUCAAGUUCAUCUGGUUCAAAGGGGUUCUUCAUUUUCUCAGUGGCAGCCCAUUUUUCUCUUAGUUCAUCAACCUGUUACAAAAAUCAGUAGUUUUAGAGAAAACCCAUUUCAGAUCUGGAAGUUUGAAUGCCAUACCUCUGUUUUCAGUUCUUGAUUCAGCUUAACAAGACUGUCAAACUCAUUCUUGAGGUUUUGAUAUUGAGAAUUCAAAGAAUCAUAAUCAAACACAA